CCACCUCACGCCGCCGGGAGCUGGGAGCAGCACUCCCAUUCCGACCGAAGCCUCAGCCCGUCCCGGCCAAGGCCUUGUGUUUCCACAGAAACACGAGCAGGAAGACAAGAAGAAGAGGAGACAGCCAGAGGCCUGCCAGAUGAUCGAUCGAUAACGGGAGCCAUGUCCUACUACUUUGCCAUCAUCGGCACCCAAGACAACCCGCUCUUCGAGCACGAGUUCGGCACGUCCAAGCAAGGCGGCGAUGGGCAGUCGCGCUUCUCGGACCAGGCCCGCCACCUGAACCAGUUCAUCCUGCACAGCGCGCUGGACGUCGUCGAGGAGGUGCAGUGGAACAAUGGGCAACUAUACCUCAAGGUGAUCGACAAGUUCUUCAACAACUACAUCUCGUGCUUCGUGACCGGCGCCAACGUCAAGUUCCUGCUGCUGCACCAGCCCUUCGGCGGCUCCUCCUCGUCCGGCUCGCGCUCGUCCACCUCCAUCGCCGCGAACCCCACCAGCGCCGCCACCGAGGAGGCCAUCAAGAGCUUCUUCUUCGAGGUCUACGAGAACUGGGUCAAGGCCGUCAUGAACCCCUUCUACAAGGUCAACAUGGAAGUCAAGAGUCCCAUCUUUAGGCAGCGGGUCUUUGCCGCAGGGAGGAAGUACUUGUAGUGGCUUGGGCUUGGUCAGAUAAGUGCCAGCUGGCGUUUGCGAGGUGGGCAGGACUUCAUACAAGGCGCAGGGUACUGGGAAAGGUCACGAACAUUGAUAGAGCGAGGACGAGGUCGGAAGGCCUGUGAGCAGCCCGCCAGCAGACACACCCAUUUACGUUGUGGACGCGGUGGAUGAAGGAACACCUGUCUGCCUGAUGUAGUUGGCCGUUGAGCCCGCAGUCAUCGAGUCACGCAUCACAUAAUCACAACAAGAAACAAGCAUUUCGAUAUGUUCAUCAAGUGUA
This is a messenger RNA of Diaporthe batatas, 940 nucleotides long. Its product is annotated as TRAPP subunit TRS20. Gene Ontology annotation, biological process: endoplasmic reticulum to Golgi vesicle-mediated transport. The coding region runs from base 163 to 654 and encodes 163 amino acids. The transcript is spliced from 2 exons. The record is from RefSeq and is a predicted model, not a curated record. NCBI's taxonomy places the organism in Eukaryota, Fungi, Ascomycota, Sordariomycetes, Diaporthales, Diaporthaceae. Gene Ontology annotation, cellular component: TRAPP complex; nucleus; cytoplasm.